GGGAAACCGAUCUGUAUCUGCUUCCUCGAUCUUACUUAUAAACGUCAACUUUUUUUUUUCAUGUGCGGCGACAAUGUCCCUCUUCGUGCGCCCCCCAUCGCCUCCUCCACGCGUGGCUACUCCUCCUCUGCAGUAUCCCAGUCUUCCCCUUCCGCCACGCACAACUAGGAAAUCAAAAAGCUGCGUGGAUAUCCGCGUCCACAAUCAUCAGCCUCCUCCAUCCAGUCCGCGGUCUCAGCGUUCCAAACACCAUGGUCCACGCUCACCAAGCCUCACAUCGGCAGUCCCGUAUCGUUCUCCACCAGCAACUCCUGCUCUAGCCACCCCUCCUCCUCCAGUACCACCCAUUCCGGCAUUUCUGCUCGCCCAGCCGGUCGCUCCCAAGCUCGCUCCACCGCCACCGUCAGCCCCAAAAAGGCUUAGAACAACCUCUGAGCAUCCAUUGAAAAAGCCACCAUCCACCGCUCUCAUGGCGUGCACACGAUUCAUGCCCUUUAGGAAAUCUUCUACUGCUGUUCGUUGACACUAGGUCGGACCCUAUCUUUUCAUCUAACACCUUUUCAUUUCGCUCAUUGCCUCCAACAGACAACGCCACCAUCAAUUACUCCAUUGUACAAAAACUCCUGACCUUUGUAGUAUAUCAUUCCUUGUAUUUCUUUUGAACGUCCCUUGUUUGCUUUCUUGUUCGGUAUCGUAUGUUUAAUAGUUCGAUAAUGCUUUUACGACUACAAUCUUCGAUAACAUCUUUCUUGGUGCGGAUGCGAAGUGCUCCAUUGUGUUAUUUACAUACCUUACCAAAUACACUCGUAAUUCCUUUAACGCAUCUCCAGCGAUUGUUAGGAGAGAAGCCCA
Marasmius oreades (fairy-ring Marasmius) is the source of this 852-nucleotide messenger RNA. RefSeq lists its product as uncharacterized. Bases 74 to 523 code for a protein of 149 amino acids. The transcript has a single exon. The record is from RefSeq and is a predicted model, not a curated record. Lineage: Eukaryota; Fungi; Basidiomycota; Agaricomycetes; Agaricales; Marasmiaceae.